Hydractinia symbiolongicarpus is the source of this 3003-nucleotide messenger RNA. Its product is annotated as protein phosphatase 1 regulatory subunit 12A-like. The record is from RefSeq and is a predicted model, not a curated record. The transcript has 10 exons. Gene Ontology annotation, molecular function: protein binding. Lineage: Eukaryota; Metazoa; Cnidaria; Hydrozoa; Anthoathecata; Hydractiniidae. Bases 164 to 2437 code for a protein of 757 amino acids.
ACUUUUCGUGUCAUAUGAGAAGAACACAUGAAGAAGAAGAAAUGGUUGAAAUAGAAAAAUAUCAGAUGAAUAUAUUUUAAUACAAAAUGAAAUCACAUACUAAUUAUACAGAAACAUUUAUUGUCCUUACAAACAAAGCACGUGAUAGAAUGAAUAUAACGUAAUGACUGAACAACUGCUUCGCAGCCUACAAGAUAAAUAUACAUCUGGUUCAUUGAGACCAAAUGAUCUUGAUAAUUCAGGUUUAUCAUUAAUCCAUCAAGCAGCGGCAGAUGGACAGCUGACAUGUUUAAAAUGGCUGAUCAAACAUGGCGGAGAUCCGAAUUUAAGAUCGUCAGAUGGUUCAGUACCCGCCCAUUACGCUGCAGGCGGUGGCCAUCUUCCGAUACUAUUGUAUCUACAUGAACGAUCACGUCAAGCUUUGGCUGCAAAGAAUAACAACGGAGCAACUUUAGUGUAUAUCGCGGCACAAGAAGGUCAACUCGAUUGCCUCAUUUGGUUAACAAAGACAGUAUCUACAUCACCAGAUGUGCAAACAGUCAAUGGCAUGACAGCGGCGCAUGUUGCAUCACAAGAAGGAAAAUAUGAAUGCCUAAGAUAUCUUAUCACAGCUGCGCAUGCGCGCGUUGAUUUGCGGGAUGAAUAUGGGUGUACGUUAUUACAUUAUGCCGCUGCUGGAGGACACUGGAAGAUAGCGAAGUGGUUAAUGGAACAUUGUGAUGUCAGUGGAGGAGAGCAAGAUAUGUCUGGUGCUACAGCACUACAUGUAGCUGCAAAAGCAGGACGGGAGAAAGCAACGCAGAUACUACUGAAAGGAGGCGUAUCUCCUGAUGUGAAAGAUCAUCAAGACAAAACUGCACUUGAGUAUGCUUUGGAUCACGAUCAUGUUUUAUGCAUUAACUUACUGAAGGAGGUCACGUCACAAAGUUUAAUGGAUUUGAAAAAGAAAGUACGCUUCAAUGAAUCUGUUUUCACAUACAAUACAAGUACAUUACCAAAUCGCAAAAACACGUUCAGUAAUCGAUAUAAACGGAAAGAUCGACACGAUUAUUUCCUUGAUGACGAUUUCCAAUCGCAAUUUGACCACUGGAGAAGUUCUCCGAAAACAAAACGAAAACGAGAAAGAAAGAAAAAGAAGGUACUGUAUAAAGGCCGCUCAGAAUAUUUAGUUAACAAAAUUCCUGAUAAAAAGACAAAAAGCGACGAGACAAAUAUUAGUCUCGAUACACCAGAUAUCUUAAAAAACUUAAACAUGAACACAGAUGUCGUCAAAAAUUCGCCUCCAGAAGUACCCGUUCGUAAUGGAGUACCCAUUCUACCAAAACGAAUUUCGUCAGUAAGUUUAACGACACACAAGCAUCAAAUUAAUGACGAAAAAUUUGAACCAAAGGAUUAUAGUUUUGAUUCUACAGCCACCGAGGGAGAGUCUUCGAUGGACACAACAGACGUGUCAAGCAUAAGAUCGCCACGUGACUUACCCGAUAUGCCAGCCGAAACUAGUUCACCACGUCACCCACCCGAAGUUCCGAUCAGACAAAACGGAAUAAAUCAACACGUACUGCAUCAGAACUCGUUUUUUAAUGAUGGUAACUCUCACAAAACUUCGUCAAAGCCUUUCAAAAUACAGUAUUUUCCACCCACAAACUCUUCGGCGCUCUCACGGAACAAUUCAUCACUCUCCACCGUCUCUCCUAUGUUGCAUCCGCAAUAUAAGAGUAUGAUAAAAAAUGAUAAGGGCGAGCGACCAAGUUAUGACGCCACAAAUUAUGUACCAAAGACAUUUAUGUAUAAAUUAAAACCCACAGAACUAAAGAAAUCUAAAAAUUUGAGAACUUCAAAGUUGACUAAUGGUCAUGGUUUGAAAGACAAGCCAUCCUUUACCAACCACGUGUGGAAUUUAGACAUGGGCGUAACUGCACAAACUGAUACUAUUGAUUAUUUCUCAAACAAUAUGUUAUCACAACACAAGAAGGCGAGCACGUGGUCAACUAUACGUCAAGGUUUCUCGUCUUUCUUCAAUUCCAUUCGACAGAAAAAAAUGGGCCAGACCGACCAGCUCACAUGGCCGACAACAAAACCAGCUCAACGCGGCGAUAUCUUCAGCCGAUUCAGCAUUCCAAAUAAAUCCCGGAAAGAGUUUGAUGACUUGUUCAACUCGUCCGCAGAGGGUAGUUACACCACAUAUAACAAUAAGAACACCAUCAAUUCAAGCUUUAUCAAGACCCCUACAACAAAGAGCCGCAAGUUGACUUCGCUGCAAUCCGGAUACAAUGCCGCACAACUUUCACGUUUCAAAACGCGUGCACUCGAUAAUUCCUUGAAAGGAAGAAGUGAUUUCGUAUCGGAAAUCGAUACAACGAACACCUCGAUUAAUUCGUACAUUCGAAGAGGGAACGUUCGAAAGCCUAAAGAAAGAGUAGACGCUAUAAUUUGGUAAUUUCAUUUUUUAAAAAAAUUCCAAUAAAAUAACCCGAAAUCUCGUUGGGGAAUCGUUGAAUUUUUUUGAAAUAGUCCAGCGAUAGAAAUUGAUUUAAGUAAUAAAGAUUCUACGAAUCAGUUUUUUACGUGGCCUACAGUCAUUCGAUAUUUUGAAAAUAUCGAAUGGCGCCAAUGUAUAAACACGGUACUGUGUGAUGUGAACAACUGAAAUAAAUUCUCCCAAAGUCAAAUUGACAACCAACGAAACUCGGCUACAUAAGAAGUGUUCGAGUUAUAUUUUAAAUAUUCGUAGAAAUUUUCAUAUUUUGUUAUCAAAUAAUGCUCAAAAUUCUGUGGUCAUAUCGUAUUCAUUUGAUAAAUACCUAAAAAUAUUUAGCAGUAAAUCUUCUGCAAGCGCAAGAUUACAUAUUCAAAAAUAACUCCAGUGUAUUGUGUUUGGAAACAAACAAUUUGGUCAUGCAACGAAGUGUAUAUAUUCAUGAACAGAAAUGUCAUAGACUGACGUGUAAAUAUAUUUAAAAAUAUUAGUUAAUAUAAAUAAAAUCACAAUAGAAGUAGAAACAA